UGCGAGACCAAGAAAUAUAACUGCGAUGAACGGUCGAUUCAAAGCUGCUGCCUUCCUACUUGCCUUGGCCGUGCUGGCAGCGAGUUUGGGGACCGGGCAGAGUUGGAGGCGCCGGCGGCGGAGGAGAGCCCCACCCCCGCCGCCGCUCCCGCAGAACUGCGCGGUGACGGACUGGACCCCGUGGGGAGCGUGCUCGGCCAGCUGCGGCGGCGGCACGCACACCCGCACCCGCACCGUGAUCGUGCCGGCGGCGCACGGGGGGACGCCUUGUCCUGCGUUACAGGAUACUCAGCCGUGUAACACCAUCACGUGCCCUGUGGACUGUCAGGUGGGGGAGUUUGGAGACUGGUCCGUCUGCGAUCCGUGCUUACACACACAGUCCCGUUACUCUCCGCUAGUCCGCCCGUCGCAGUUCGGCGGUUCUCCCUGCACGAAGCCGCUGGUGGAGACCCGAGGGUGCAGCUCCAACAGAACCUGCCCUCUGACCUCGGGAUGCACCUCGGGACAGUUCAAAUGUGUCACGACUGGUCUCAAACCCUUACCUGUCGUGCCCCCCUCCCCAGGCCGCUGCGUUCCCGCCAGUUUCCGGUGUAACGGUGAUGACGACUGUGGUGACCAGUCUGACGAGCAGGAGUGCCCGGAUGUACAGAACCUGUGUGAGGGGAAAACUGUGGAGGGCCUGAUCCCCAACAUUGACAUCGCCGGGAGCGGGUAUAACGUUCUGACAGAGGAGCUGAGUGGACUGGUCUUGGACAACUCCAAAUAUGGCGGGCAGUGCAGGACUGCUUACAGUGGAGACCACGGGAAAACAUUCCGCCUACCGCAUAACACCCAGUUUUACAGGUUCCAGGUUGUUGCGGACACGUCGUUCCGUGCAGAACAGUUCAGCAGCUCUAAAAGGUUCUACCAGGACACCACGGCCAACAGUCAGCGGGACAUCCACGCGGGCGCCUCCGCCUCAUUCUCGGUGUUCUCAGCCAGCGCUGAUGUCGCCAGCAGCCAGUCCCAUGGCAACCAUGAUGUCAUCAGGUCCAGCCAGUCCGCGGACUCCGCCCUGUUCACCGUAUCCAACCAGAUCGAGCUUGCGCAGUUCAGGAUGAACGGCGAUAACAACUUCAUCCUGACAGACAGCUUCUACAGAGCGCUGGAAGAGUUGCCGGUGGUGUACAGUUACGCGGAGUACAAGAAGCUUAUAGUUGAUUUCGGGACGCACUACGUGUCAGCGGGCAAGCUCGGUGGGCAGUACCGGUACGCGUACAGGUACAACCGCCGCAACCUCACAGAGUCGGGUCUGAGCGAUGAGCAGCAGAAGUCGUGCCUCAGUGUGGAGGCCAAGGCGUCAUUCUUGGGGAUCGGAAUUAGCGGCGGCUACAAGAACUGUCAGGACAACCGCCUGUCUCAGCAGACCGCGGGAAGCUUCACCCUGGCCGCCCGUGACAGCGUGUCCUUUGUAAAAGGCGGGACGUCCGAAACAGCCGGUAGCCUGGCUUACACCAACCAGCCAAUGACGGACAAGUACCAGGCCUGGCUGGAUGACGUCAAGAAUAACCCGGCAGUUAUCUCUGUUGAGCUUUACCCCCUGUCGGAGCUGGUCGCUGGCGUGUCCCUGGCACCCAUAAAGAAGCGCCACCUAGCGCGUGCCCUGGUGCAGUACCUGGACGAGUUCCACCCGUGCAAGUGCGCCCCCUGCCGGAACAACGGCAAGGCGGUGCUGAUCGGGACGGCCUGCGAGUGCGUCUGCGCGGAGGGAACGUACGGCGCGUCCUGUGAGACAGUGGCUGAUCCCAGACUGGCUGUAAAAGACGUUGACGGGAGCUGGAGCUGCUGGACCGGAUGGUCGGCCUGCACGUCUCGGUGCGGUGGAGGGUCUAGCGGGAGGAAACGCGCCUGCGACAACCCGGUCAACUCCGGCGGGGGCCAGUUCUGCACCGGGGACAACAUGGACUCCAAAACCUGCAACGUCUUCGCUUGUGGUGGAUCUGGCACCACGCUGUUCCCGGAGGCUCCCCCCACCCCGGCUCCGCGGACCGGUGGCAAGCUUCCGCCGGGGCAGGUCGCGACUGUGUCCGUACUGGCCGUGGUCGGCUGCCUGGCUGUGGUCGGCGCCCUGGUGGCCUACCGAUUCGGCCGGACGAGACGCCAUGGGUCUUACCGCAGCCUGAGAGAGACUACGCCGGUGAUGGACCCUCUUCGUGGUGCGAGCGAGACUACACCAAUUGUAAUCACCUAGUUUUCACUUAGACCUUGCUACGAUCAAAGACGCCCUAAAACACCUUUCCACUAGACAGCGAUCACUUAGCAACCAUACAGCGGCCAAAGUUGGAUUUGCGUUAACCCUUGAUUUCAUUAUUCGAACAUGAGAAGAUUAAAAAUAUGAUUUUACAGACAACAACAAAAAUGUAAAUAAAACAGUUCUUAAUCUAUAGAAUUCGUUGAGCGAUCUAUAAAAUCUUUGGUGUCGCUAAUUCGCAAAUCAAACAGACUUGACUAUACUCACUCGUUUGAAUUGUCCCCAUCUGAAAACUGUGCGUAAAUGUUGAUAGACGGUGCCUGCAGUUGAGGCUAUAGCAGUUAGUGAGAAUGAAUACCGAGACAGAACAAACAACAUAGCUUUUAAUUAGCCUCAUCAAUGUAAUUGUCCUUGUGUACCUCACAACAAAGAUAAGAACAAAGAUAUGUCGUUAUAAAAGUGACAAGGUUGGUGUUAGUAAUACA
Molecule: messenger RNA, 2715 nt
Organism: Branchiostoma floridae (Florida lancelet)
Lineage: Eukaryota; Metazoa; Chordata; Leptocardii; Amphioxiformes; Branchiostomatidae
Product: complement component C6-like
Exons: 13
Coding region: 26-2230 (734 amino acids)
Biological process (GO): immune response
Cellular component (GO): membrane attack complex
Molecular function (GO): protein binding
Source: RefSeq, a predicted model, not a curated record